This is a messenger RNA of Entrophospora sp. SA101, 5880 nucleotides long. NCBI's taxonomy places the organism in Eukaryota, Fungi, Glomeromycota, Glomeromycetes, Entrophosporales, Entrophosporaceae. The record is from the annotation of a GenBank genome assembly.
AUGUGCCCUGAUUUAUUUUAUGAAUACAGAGAACAUUUUAUGCCACAAAUUGCCAACACAUUAACCAGGUUAGGAUUACUCCAAAAUGCAACACCUGAAACCAGAUUAUUAACAAUAGAUCUUGCUGAGUUGAUUCUCAAAUGGGAACGUUGUCGCCUCAAUGAAAAUAAUAUGAAUGAACAAAACAUUAGUAGCCCAGCAUCAUCUACUCCUACUGCGAGCCCUGGAAAGCGACGCUUAGAGUUGGAAACUGAGUUUUCACCAAAAAAACGACAAAAUCUAGAAUAUGGUUUUUCAGAAUCAAGGAAUUUAUCUGAAUACAAUACAAAUUACAUUCCCAACAAUUAUUUACGCGAAAACGUUGUCAAUUAUCUUGUCAGAUUUGUGUCUGCUUCCAGUGACCCUAUUAGUAAAAAUUUAUUAGCACACAGAGCUCUUGAUCUAAUUAAGGAACUUUUACAGCCUGAGUUCUGGCCUGAAGUUAAUGUGAAAUUGAAUUCUUUUGAACGUGCAUUGAAAUUUAAUGAAGUUAGCAAUAAUAUAGACUGUAUUUGUAAUAACUUAGAAGCUUUAAAUGUUAUUUUGGAAAAGAAACCCUCGGAAUAUUGUCGUACAAAUUUAGUUCAUCUACAACCAUUACUUGAACGUAGUAUUAUAAGUAAUAUUAUGUGUAUUCAAAGAUGUCUUAAUCCUGUUUUAAUUCACAUAUAUAAAGCUAUAACUCCACCUCUUGUUGAAGACGAAUUAACUCAACAAUCUGAACAAACUAUGACUGCUACAACUAAAACAAACAUUACAAACAUAGUACCUGCAUCAACAUCAACACCAUCAGCGAUGGAAACAACUACAACUAAAGCUACUAGUAGUACUAACACAACCAUUGAAAUUAUAACAAACACUUCUACACCAGGUGCAGAAAUAGGAUCCUUUACUCAAUUAGUUAAUAAUACAAUACAAGACGCUAUUCAAGAUCCCAACAAUUUAUAUCAAGCAAUGAUGUUAUUAAAAGCUAUCAGUUGUACUAUACCAAAAAACAUCGAUCCUUUUCUAAAUGGAAUAAUUAAUUCAAUACAAACACUUAUAAAAAGAAUAAUUCCGCAAGAAACAAGUCCUACUAAUAAAUUAAUAACUAAUCAACAAUCCUUAGACACUUAUAUCAAUGUGCUUAUAAUUGCAUUAAAUUUAGUCAAUUUAAGAAUAACAGAACUCAAUGAAAUGAGACAAAGUUUUACUGCAUCUCUUUUACAAUUAAUUGAAAACUCAAAAGAUAUUGAACUGGCAAAAACUAUUUUUAACAUGGUGAAACAAUGGAUAUUAAACAAAGAAUUAUUGCCUACUAUAGAAGAAAAGACAAAAUUAUUAGUUAGCAUGUUGUGCUAUGAAAAAUUGGAAGAUAAUAGUUUGAUUGAAAAUGUAUUUGAACUUGUUAUUAAAAUAUAUAGCGAUCCUUUAUUUUCAAGGAGUGAAUUGUCAGUUAGAUUAGAAAAGGCUUUUUUAAUGGGAACUUGUUAUAAACAUUCCAAAAUUCGUAAUCAAUUUAUGGAGAUCUUUGAUCAUAGCUUAUCUAAAGUUUUACCACCACGGCUUCAUUAUAUUCUUGAUAAGCAAAAUUGGGAAUUACUUGGUGAUUAUUUCUGGAUACAUCAGGCUUUGGAUCUUUUAAUCGGCGCAAUUUCUCAUAAAAAAAGUAUUCAAAUGACACACAAUUUACAAAUCAAAUCAAUCGCAACACUAGGUGAUUUAUCAUCUUUUACAGAUUCUUCAGAAAGCAUUGAUCAAAAAUUUGAGGAUUUUCUGCAAAAACACAGGGAAUUUUUAUUUGAAGUUAAAAAAUUAUGUGUUGGAGAUCUAUUAUCACCUUUAAAACAGCUCCACCAAUUAGACAAUAAAAUAGCAUAUGAUUUAUGGGUCCAUCUUUUCCCAAUUUGUUGGUCAGCUAUAAACAAUAAAGAAAGACAAGAUUUAACCAACAAAUUAGUGACACUUUUAUCAGAAGAUUAUCAUGAUGUUCAAAAAGAUUUCCAACCAAAUUGUAUACAAGCAAUAUUAGAUGGAAUAUCACAUUGCUCACCUGUUCUGAAAUUGCCGCCACACUUGAUUAAAUACCUUGGUAAAUUACAUGGGGCUUGGCAUAUUGCAAUGGCAAUUUUGCAAAAUGCAACGUCCGAAAAGGAUAAAGAUGAUGAAAGAUUCAAAGAGCUUACUAUAGAUGCCUUGGCUGAUAUUUAUUCCAGUUUAUCAGAGGAUGAUAUGUUUUAUGGUCUAUGGAAGAGGCAUUGUAAAUAUCUUGAAACCAAUAUUGCAAUUUCAUAUGAACAAAAUGGAAAUUGGUUACAAGCACAGAUAGAAUAUGAAAACGCAUUAAAUAAAUCAAAUACUUCAGGAUCAAUAUGUUCUGAAACUGAAUACAUAUUAUGGGAAGAUCGUUGGAUAUUAUGUGCAGAAAAAUUGCAACAAUGGGAUAUUCUUUAUGAUUUAGCAAAGGAUGAAAACAACAAAGAUUUACUGUUAAAUUGUGCAUUCCAUUUAGUAAAUUGGACAAAUGAAAAGGAACUAAGUGAACAAAUUUCUUAUUUAUCAUCACUUGAAAUAUCCAAAAACCCGCAAUAUAAAAUAUUUGAAUCAUUCAUAGCUUUAAUGAAUUCAAAUCAUACUCAUAAUUUUGAUGAUUAUAAAAAGUUUAUCAGAGAAGCCAAUCAGUUUGCACUACAAAAAUGGUAUACACUUCCAAAUAUUGUGUCAGAAAGCCAUAUACCAUUAUUGCAUUCAUUUCAACUUAUGGUGGAAUUUGAUGAAGCAACUAAAAUAUUUUCCAAUUUAUCAAAUUGUAAUGUUCAAAGCCCAGAUAGUCAAAAUGAAGUUAGAAAUGUUCUUUCAAGUUGGAGAGAAAGAUUACCAAACAUGUGGGAUGAUAUUAACAUUUGGAGUGAUGUUGUUGCUUUUAGAAAACAUAUUUUUAAUGUUAUUAGUAAAUCAUUUGAACAGUUUCAAAACAUACAAGUAAAUUCUAAUCAUCGUGGACAUCAUGAAACUGCAUGGAUUAUCAACCGAUUUGCACAUGUUGCAAGAAAGCAUCAACUUUAUGAUGUUUGUACAGAAUUUUUGCAAAAGAUUUAUGCUUUGCCAAAUAUUGAGAUUAAUGAAGCGUUUUUGAAGCUGAGAGAACAAACAAAAUGCCAUUAUCAAAAUAAUGAAAUGAAUCAAGCUCUAGAUGUUAUAGUUAAUACAAAUUUAAACUUUUUUAGCACACAACAAAAGGCAGAAUUUCAUACUUUACGAGGAAUGAUAUAUCUUAAGUCUAACCGGGACCAAGAAGCUAACGAAUCAUUUUCUACAUCUGUAACAAAUGAUAUGCGUCUUGCCAAAGCUUGGGCUGCAUGGGGUUAUUACAAUGAUCGCAAAUAUAAGGAGAAACCUAAUGAAAUUGUUUUGGCUGUAUAUGCUUUAACUUGUUAUUUACAAGCUGCGAGUCUUUAUAAUUCAGCUAAAUCUAGAAAACUAGUAAUUCGUAUCUUAUGGCUUUUAUCUCUUGAUGAUGCACAAGGAACGAUUUCAAUUGUUUUUGAGACAUUUUUCAAUAAAACAGAAGUUCCUGUAUGGUAUUGGAUAACUUUCAUACCCCAACUUAUUAUAUGCCUAAUGCAUAAAGAGGCAAAGCAUGCUCGUGGCAUCCUUAUGAAAAUUGCUAAACAAUAUCCUCAGGCAUUACAUUUUCAAUUAAGAACAGCAAGAGAAGAAUAUUUGUUGGUGAAAAAACAAGUAGCCAUUGCUCAAACACAAGCUCGUGCAGCACAACUAUCAUCAACUAUUGCUAAUAAUCCAGGAGCAUCAUCAACACAAUUAGUGACUCCUGUGAUUUCUUCAACAUCACAAAUUGGUUCUAAUAUUGCAAACAUUGGAAAUGUACAACAACCAAUCCCACAAAAUAUUGGACAGAGUAAUUCUAAUCAAGGAAGUCCUCCUGCUCAAAUUAAUAUUCUUGGAGUUAAUACCAAUCAAUCGAAUCAAAUGUCUUCUCAACCUCAAAGUCCUGCCAUACAAGGAAUUAAUGUUCUAAGUAUGUCAACGCCUCCAACUCUUUCCAACAAUAUCACAGUACAAAAUAUGCAAAACAUUAAUUAUUUGUCUAAUGGAAAACUGUCUGCUAAUUCUUUAAGUAAUAUGCAAGGUACAACUCCAACAGUUGCUGAAACAGGAAUAUCGCCUAUUACACAAUCACCUGGAAUGAGUCCAAUUCAUCAUCAACGUACCUUGCCAAAUAUUGCGACUACACCACAACCCCAACUCAUAAUAAAGCAACCAUGGGAACAUGUUGAAGAUAUAAUGUCUACUUUAAAAACAUCUUUUCCUUUAUUGGCUUUAACAAUGGAGACUAUGGUUGAUCAAAUUCAACAACGUCUUAAGCCAAAUUCAGAUGAGGAUAUUUAUAGAUUGAUUGUUGCACUUUUAAAUGACGGUUUACAGCAAAUAACAAAUAGAUUGACUCAAAAUCAUGACAUUGAAUCAAUUACACACACAACUGAAAUGAAUGUCAAAAGAUUUGCUGAUAAUCUAAGUCUUGGUCCAAUAAAGACUGCCUUUGAAGAUGAUUUUAUUAAAAGAAAACCUAAUUUCACACAAUAUGUUGAAAAUCUUCGUAGAUGGAGAGACAAGUUUGAGGUUAUAUUGGACAGCAAACCACGUAAACAACAUCUAGAAUAUUUUAGUGCCUAUUUGGUUGAAUUUCAGCAUCAAAAAUUCGAAGAGGUAGAAAUUCCUGGACAGUAUCUAUUGCUUAAAGAUAACAAUAAUUCAGAUUUUAUUCGUAUUGAUCGUUUUAUGUCAGAAAUUGAAAUAAUUCGAUCUCAUGGUUUUUGUUAUCGAAGACUUACUAUACGAGGACAUGAUGGUAGUCUUCACCCAUUUGCAGUUCAGUACCCAUCAGCAAGGCAUAGUCGACGUGAAGAGCGAAUGUUACAACUCUUCAGAAUCCUAAAUAGUGUAAUCGAACAUCACAAAGAAAGCCGUAAACGAAAUCUAUCAUUUCAUCUUCCUCUAAUAAUUCCAUUUGCUCCACAAGUUAGGAUAGUGCAGGAUGAUCCAUCAUACUGUUCUUUACAAGAUAUAUAUGAAGAUCAUUGUGAUGAUAUCAAGAUAUCAAAAGAUGAGCCCAUUAUUUAUUUUAUUAAUAAAAUGAAAUCCAAUAUAAGUCAUACAAUUACAAGGAAAGAUGUUAUAAAUCUCAAAAUUGAGAUAGCAAGAAAUAUUCAAUCAAAGUAUAUACCAAAUGACUUCAUUGCCAAAACUAUCAAAUCACAUGAGGAACUUUGGUCAUUUAAGAAACAUUUUACUUCACAAAUGGCAUCUGUAUCUUUUAUGACAUAUCUAAUUUGUGUUGGUCAAAGACAUCCACACAAAUUUCUGAUAUCUCGAAAUACUGGUAACAUUUGGUCCAGUGAAUUAAUUCCGAGUUUUGCACAAGGAGCUCCAAUGUUUCAAAACCAGGAACCUGUUCCUUUCCGGUUUACUCGCAGUAUACAACAAUUUAUGACUCCAAUUGGUAUAGAAGGAAUUUUUUCUUCAGCAAUGCUUGCUAUUGGUCGAUGCUUGACUGAACCAGAGUUUGAUUUAGGCCAAUACUUGAGUAUUUUUAUUCGUGAUGAGUUAAUCACAUGGCAUUAUAUAAGUCAAAAACACCCUAAUGAUCAACUGCUUCGACAGAAAGUCUUAGAAACUGUUGAUCAAGUUGUUAAUAAGGCAAAGAUGAUUGGGAAUAUUGAUAGUAAUUGUGAUAAGAAUGGUAAUAGGUCAAUGUAUAGCUCAAUUUCGGACUUAAUAGCAAUGGCAAGUAACCCACAAAAUUUAGCAAAUAUGGAGGUUAUAUGGAUGCAAUGGUUAUAA